Molecule: messenger RNA, 1510 nt
Organism: Brassica napus (rape)
Lineage: Eukaryota; Viridiplantae; Streptophyta; Magnoliopsida; Brassicales; Brassicaceae
Product: GATA transcription factor 12
Exons: 2
Coding region: 513-1475 (320 amino acids)
Biological process (GO): positive regulation of DNA-templated transcription
Cellular component (GO): nucleus
Molecular function (GO): zinc ion binding; sequence-specific DNA binding
Source: RefSeq, a predicted model, not a curated record
UAGUGAAAGAUGCCCUAGAAUACCUCAUUUGAGUGCAGAGACUGUUUAUGGCCGAGGUUCUCACUACGAGUCUACGAGAGAGUAUUGCUGCAUGCAAUGCAACCGCGUACAAAGCAUCUGCGCACAAACAUUUUUCACUGGCCGUUGUGCCCAUUGACUCGUUGUAUAUGCUAUUUUGUUUCAAGUACUUAUAUUUCUUUCUUCAUGUAUGGGGACUGUUUUAGAUGUAUAUUUUUGUGAAAAUUAAUUAGCUAUCUUAUAUAUACUUCGUCAAACCUUCCGAUUUACAUGUAUCUUUUGUCCCCUUCAAACGCAAUAAAAAUGAAAUAAUUAAAGAAAGAUGUAACAAAAGUUUUUCUUCCCAUAGAAACCCAUUUCUCUAUCUUAACUCCUUUUAUAACUCACGUUUCCCAUCACCCCGCUCUCUCCUCUCUUCUCUCUCUCUCUCUAAAAGAGCUCCGGCGAGAGUUCACCGUAACAACCCCACCGGCAAAAACAAACCUUUUAACUUCAUGGAAGAAGAAGCUCAUGAAUUCUUUCACACAGAGGACCAUUUCGCCGUCGAUGACCUCUUGGUCGAUUUCUCUGACGAUGAUGACGAGGAGAACGAUGUCAUUGCUGAUUCCUACGGCGCCGACACAACCACCGCCGUAGCCGACAGCUCUAACUCCUCCUCCUUCUCCAACACUGGUCUUCACACUUUCCACGGUGACGUUCAAGACGGCACCAGCUUCUCCGGCGACCUUUGCGUACCGAGUGAUGAGUUAGCUGAGCUGGAGUGGUUGUCGAACUUCGUGGAGGACUCUUUCUCGACCGAACAUGUUCAAAAGCUCCAGCUUAUAUCCGGUUACAGGACCCGACCCGACUCAAAAUCCGAACCCGGCCUGAAAAACCUGAAAAGCAGCAGUCCGGUUUUCACCACUGACGUCUCUGUGCCGGCCAAAGCCAGGAGCAAACGCUCACGCGCCGCAGCAUGCAACUGGGCCUCACGUGAGCUUCCCAAGGAAGCCUUUUACGACAACCCGUUCACCGGAGAAACCAUUAUCUCCAGCCUCUACCUGUCUCCGCCGUCCUCGCCGACGCCCACGGCUCAACUCUGGAAAAAGCUAGCCGUAGACGCGUCCCGGCGGAAGAAAGAUUCCUCGACGGACGCCGGCGCAGAUGAGCGUCGGUGUCUCCACUGCGCUACCGACAAGACGCCGCAGUGGCGGACGGGUCCAAUGGGUCCGAAGACUCUGUGCAACGCUUGCGGCGUGAGGUACAAAUCGGGACGUCUUGUGCCGGAGUACCGGCCGGUGGCGAGUCCGACGUUCGUGUUGACAAAACAUUCCAAUUCUCAUCGGAAAGUUAUGGAGCUCCGGCGACAGAAGGAGAUGACCAAGUCCCACCAUGACCGUCACGGUAAGGACACUGCCAUGAUUCUCGACGUUUCAUCGGACGGUGAUGAUUACUUUAUCCACCAUAACGUUGUCUGAUUGAUCCCUUUAAUUUUUGUUUCCAAUAAUUAGGA